Cryptomeria japonica (Japanese cedar) is the source of this 1361-nucleotide messenger RNA. RefSeq names its product cell division protein FtsY homolog, chloroplastic. The transcript is spliced from 11 exons. Gene Ontology annotation, cellular component: membrane. The record is from RefSeq and is a predicted model, not a curated record. Gene Ontology annotation, biological process: SRP-dependent cotranslational protein targeting to membrane. Gene Ontology annotation, molecular function: signal recognition particle binding; GTPase activity; GTP binding. The coding region runs from base 46 to 1182 and encodes 378 amino acids. Lineage: Eukaryota; Viridiplantae; Streptophyta; Pinopsida; Cupressales; Cupressaceae.
AAAUGGAUUUGAUGAUUGUAGUAGAGCCAUGCUAAUUGGGUAGCCAUGGCUGCUGUGCACGGCAAUUUUUUCUCCCUACUUCCUCCGCGCCAUCAAAACAAUGGACAGAAAUCGUUGACAUUCACCAAAUCCUUCGUUUCCAAGCCUAUGAAUUAUUCAUUUGAAUCUCAUAGACAUUUAGCGGGAAGGAUAGUUUGCGCAGCAGAGAGUGAGAAGGUGGGUUUCUUUGGUAGGCUGGGAAGAGUAAUAAAAGAAAAAGCAAAGAGCGACGUGGAGAGACUCUUUUCUGGAUUCUCGAAAACCAGAGAAAAUUUGGCCGUUGUGGACGAGCUUCUUACUUACUGGAAUUUGGCUGAUACAGAGCAGGUGCUCGACGAACUUGAAGAGGCUUUGCUUGUCUCAGACUUUGGUCCUAGAACAGCUAUCAAGAUCGUUGAGAAUCUACGCAAGGAAAUCUUGGCUGGAAACUUGAAAUCAGGACAAGAGAUCAAGGUUGCACUAAAGAAAAAGGUGAUUGAUUUACUGAAAGAAAAAGUACAGAAUACAGAGCUUCAACUUGGCUUUAAAAAACCAGCUGUGGUCCUGGUUGUUGGUGUCAAUGGAGGAGGAAAGACAACAUCUAUUGGGAAACUGGCCUACAAAUUCCAAAAUGAAGGAAAAAAGGUCCUAAUGGCAGCAGGUGAUACAUUUCGAGCUGCAGCCAGGGAUCAACUAGAAAUUUGGGCAAAAAGGACCAAUUCAGAGAUUGUCAUAAUUAAAGGAGAAAAUGUUAAACCUACUGUAGUCUUGUCUCAGGCUGUAUGCAAGGCAAUGGAGGAAAGCUUUGAUGUGGUUCUCUGUGAUACCUCUGGCCGUCUUCACACUGAUUAUGCUCUCAUGGAAGAACUGAUUGAGUGCAAGCACGCUAUUAAAAAAUUGUUGCCGGAUGCACCUAAUGAGGUUUUACUAGUAUUGGAUGGUACAACUGGUCUAAAUAUGCUUCCACAAGCGAGAGAAUUCAAUGAGGUUAUAGGUGUUACUGGCUUUAUCUUGACCAAGCUCGAUGGUAGUGCUCGAGGCGGGUGUGUGGUAAGCGUAGUGGAUGCUCUUGCCAUACCUGUAAAGUUUGUUGGCAUUGGAGAACAACUAGACGAUCUACAGCCAUUUGAUCCAGAGGCAUUUGUUGAUGCUAUAUUUCCUUGAGCAUCCUUUGAACAGUUGUAUAUUUAUGGGGAGUUAUUUGUUGUCUAGAUAAACAUUUGAUAAUUUUUCACUAAUGUUCAUUUUUGUUGAGUUUAAACGGCCAUGGAAUGUGUAAAUUUUGAGAUUAAAACAUCAGUUAAAAUUCAUUAUUAAUCUGACAAAUGGUGAAAUUGAGUAUA